CACAUCCAACACUCGUAAUCGCAACUUUUGCUACCUACCCUUCUCUCUUCUCUUCUUAUAAUAAUUUAUCCCCAAAAGAAAAAGAAAAAAAAGGGUUAUAACACUAGUAGUAUCAAUCAAACCAACUCAAAAAUGUCUUCCUCCUCCGUUGUCGUCUCUCCGUCUCCGCUUCCUACCGUCGCGAAGCUUCAUGUAGAUUCCGUCACGUUUGCACCGUCCGUCAAGUCACCAGCCUCCUCCAAUCCACUCUUCCUCGGUGGCGCAGGUGUACGAGGCUUGGAUAUCCAAGGAAAAUUCAUCAUUUUCACCGUCAUUGGAGUAUACCUAGAUGCUAACGCCGUCCCAUCACUCUCCCUCAAGUGGAAGGGCAAAACCGCAGAGGAGUUAACUGAAUCUGUCCCCUUCUUCCGUGAAAUCGUCACAGGUGCGUUUGAGAAGUUUAUUAAGGUGACUAUGAAACUUCCGUUAACUGGACAGCAAUACUCGGAGAAAGUAACGGAGAAUUGUGUGGCUAUAUGGAAAUCUCUAGGGAUUUAUACGGAGUGUGAAGCCAAAGCUGUGGAGAAGUUCUUGGAGAUUUUCAAGGAAGAAACCUUCCCUCCGGGUGCAUCAAUCCUCUUUGCUCUCUCCCCACACGGCUCUCUUACGGUUGCGUUUUCUAAGGAUGAUAGUAUUCCUGAAACCGGGAAAGCUGUGAUCGAGAACAAACUGUUGGCGGAGGCUGUUCUGGAGUCCAUCAUCGGAAAGAACGGCGUUUCUCCGGGGACUAGAUUGAGCGUUGCCGAGAGAUUAGCUCAGCUGAUGAAGGAGAACAAGGUCGAAGAGGAAGAGAACUGAGAAUGAUAUAGAUUUCUCUUGAGUAUUUGGUGUUUUAUGUUUUUCUAUGUCGAAUCCUAAUGUUAUUUAGUUUCAAUUGGAUGUUUUCAACUGUUUUCAAGAAUAAGAAUAAUCCAAGAGUAUCAUGGAAUAGGAUGAAAACUGUAUUAUCAUUA
This is a messenger RNA of Camelina sativa (false flax), 992 nucleotides long. NCBI's taxonomy places the organism in Eukaryota, Viridiplantae, Streptophyta, Magnoliopsida, Brassicales, Brassicaceae. The record is from RefSeq and is a predicted model, not a curated record.